AUGUCACCAUCACGAGCGGAAGACAUGGAAGACGACGACCCUGUCAUCGCCGAAUACAACGUCUUCAUCACACCACGCCAACUCGAGCAAAUCUACCUCUUGCAAUACCCCAACCGCAACCGCAGUCAAGCCUACAAUGACCGCAAUGGCGCACGCCCCACGGACUUUCGACUCAAACCCCAAGCCGGAUUCAUGGAAAUGGAUAUCGGCAUGAACCCCAGUGCAAACUUCAACAAAUUUCAAAGUCUGGUCUGGGGCGAGGCGAUUAGAAAGUCCAAGGUCAAUGGUGGGAGUGCGACGUUUGGUGCUGCUGCGGGAUUUGCGCCGACGAAAGGUGGCAAGGGGAGGGGUAAGCAGGAGAACGGGGAGAUGAGUGUUGAUCAGGGAUUGGCGAGGUUCCAGGAUGCUGUCAACAGGGACGCGGUCUUUCAGAAGCAGACGCUGGGAGGGCAGAUCUUGCAGGAUGAGGCAGGUAACCCUAACUACAUGUUGGGCGCUUUCCGUGGUGAUGAACUCCACCUCACCCGCGUCGACGGCGUCGUCCAAAUGCGCCCCCAAUUCCACCACGUGGACGCAAUAACCCACGCCGAAACCGCCGCCCGCCGCGCCGAAGCAGCAGAAGGAAACCCGUCGACCUCCAAUCCCUCCAACACCGCCACAGCAGCAAAACAACCCCAAGCCCUCGCACUCGCCCAAACCUACAAAGACAACCGCGAUGUCGAAAAUCUAGAAGCCCUGCGCGCCAAAAAUCUCCUCUUGAUAGCGGCAGAGGAAAAGUGGACGCGACUGGAGUAUUUCGAUGAGGAUGAGGAGGCGAGUUAUUCGACUUAUCAUUCCCGACUUUUCCAUGCCGAUACGCAGGCUGCUAUGGAGUUGAAGAGUCAGAUGAAGAAUGAGGAUUAUCUAGACGCCAUCUCGGCGCCACGAGUGGAUCCAUCAGGAAGAAAGAAGAAGAGGCCACUGACCAAGAAGCAGAUGGAGAGAAUCGAGGCCGCAGAGGAUGACGUGGAAGUUGCUGGAGAAAUGGGUGGAGAGAUUGAGGUUGAGAUGAGCUAG
Molecule: messenger RNA, 1056 nt
Organism: Aureobasidium uvarum
Lineage: Eukaryota; Fungi; Ascomycota; Dothideomycetes; Dothideales; Saccotheciaceae
Source: the annotation of a GenBank genome assembly